Sciurus carolinensis (gray squirrel) is the source of this 5999-nucleotide messenger RNA. It is a transcript of the gene Otud3, whose product is annotated as OTU deubiquitinase 3. Gene Ontology annotation, molecular function: cysteine-type deubiquitinase activity. The coding region runs from base 119 to 1315 and encodes 398 amino acids. The record is from RefSeq and is a predicted model, not a curated record. Gene Ontology annotation, biological process: protein deubiquitination. Lineage: Eukaryota; Metazoa; Chordata; Mammalia; Rodentia; Sciuridae. The transcript is spliced from 8 exons.
CAGGCGUCGUGGGCUCGUCGCCGUCGCCGGGCUCGGUCGCCCGUGCCUCUUCUGCUAGGCGGCCGGCCGGCGGGCCUGCGGCUUUCCCUCGCGCCGCUGCGGGCCGCGGGCCGGGGUCAUGUCCCGAAAGCAGGUGGCGAGGAGCCGGCCGGGCAGUGGCAGCCGGAAAGCCGAGGCCGAGCGCAAGCGGGACGAGCGGGCGGCGCGCCGGGCCCUGGCCAAGGAGCGGCGGAACCGGCCGGAGCCCGGCGGCGGCGGCGGCUGCGAGGAGGAGUUCGUCAGCUUCGCCAACCAGCUGCAGGCCCUGGGGCUGAAGCUGCGGGAGGUGCCGGGGGACGGCAAUUGCCUGUUCAGAGCCCUUGGUGAUCAGUUGGAGGGACAUUCACGAAAUCAUCUCAAGCACCGACAAGAGACUGUGGACUAUAUGAUAAAGCAGCGGGAAGAUUUUGAACCCUUUGUUGAAGAUGACAUUCCUUUUGAGAAGCAUGUGGCCAGUUUGGCAAAGCCUGGUACUUUUGCCGGCAAUGAUGCAAUUGUAGCCUUUGCAAGAAAUCAUCAGUUGAAUGUGGUGAUUCAUCAACUAAAUGCCCCCCUGUGGCAGAUUCGGGGUACAGACAAAAGCAGCGUGAGGGAGUUGCACAUUGCCUAUCGGUAUGGAGAGCACUAUGACAGCGUUCGGAGGAUCAAUGACAACUCGGAGGCGCCAGCACGUCUCCAGACGGAUUUUCAAAUGAUUCACCAAGAUGAGUCAAAUAAAAGAGAAAAGAUCAAGACAAAGGGAGUCGACUUUGAAGAUGACCUGAAAGAUGAAGUAGAAGAUGCUGUCCAGAAAGUUUGUAAUGCAACUGGAUGUUCAGAUUUUGACUUAAUAGUCCAGAACCUGGAAGCUGAAAAUUAUAAUAUUGAAUCUGCAAUAAUUGCCAUGCUUCAGAUGAACCAGGGAAAAAGAAACAAUGCAGAGGAGAUUCUUGAGCCCAGUGGCCAAGUACCGAAGCAGUGUGGCCCUUUAUGGGAGGAGGGUGGCAGCGGUACCAGAAUCUUUGGAAAUCAGGAUUUAAACGAAGACAGGACUGAAAACAACAAGACCCGGGCCAGCCCUAGUGAAGAAAACAAGGCAAACAAAAACCAGCUUCCAAAGGUCACAAACAAACAGCGCAGGGAACAGCAACGACUGGAGAAGAAGCGGCGACAGGAGGAAAGGCACCGUCACAAAGCCCUGCAGAACAGGAGUGGCCACAGGGACAACAACAGAAGUGAAGCAGAUGUGAACACACAGGUCACCUUGGUGAAGACCUUCGCUGCUCUCAACAUCUGACUGGCCUCCUGGGAGCCGUAGGAAGAAGGACCAUGGAGUGCCGCACAGGCCCUUGCAGGGAGGCACCCAGCACACCCACUCAGUCACACGCCGAAUUAGUUCCCUUCAAGCCGCCUCUUGUUCAGAUUUGUCAGUGCUGUGUUUUGUUUUAUAAAAGUGCAGUGAGGCCAUUCAUAUUCUGUAAUACACACUUAAAAUACUGCGUUACGGGGGUGGAUAGUUAGGUCAGGAAAAACCUUUUCUGUGUGGCUUUUUUUGCCCUGAAGAAAACAGUUCAGUGACCCUAGGAUCUUCCUUUAGUACUUAGGGUAAGUUCAUGAAGUAGUUUAACUGUUACAAAUUCAGAAUGACAGGUUUCUUCAUUUCUCUCAUUUUCAAACAGAUACCUACAUGUAGAGUGUUUAUGAAUGAUCUCCGACUCAGGAACAUAUUUAGAUUUAAUUUUCUCCCUAUCUUAUUUACUCAGAACAAUUCAGGAAGUGUUUUCCCAAAGUAAUGUGACAUGAGGUGUGGCCUGCAGAGUCGGGGGGCUGCACAGCUGCGCCUCUCCUUCCUGACUGACGGCCUCGCAGGUGCGCAGGUGCUGUGGGCUUGGUGGCACUCAGGCCAUAACCUGGGCACCUGCCUGGUAGAGAGUGAGGCCUGAGUCUCCUGGGAGGUCAUUCCUGGUGUUGAGUCUUGGUAUUUGUUUUUGACAGCGGGAAGGAUGGUGUGUUACUGCUAUGAGAGAGUUCUGCAAUCCAGGUGGUCCAUAGAGCAGGUUCCCUAGCGUAAAACAGGAAGCUCCUGGGUUUCUGUCUAGGAAGAAUCGAAAGAAUGAUUUUUUUCUAGAGCAGAAGUCUGGGUGACUGUCUCUUAAGGUUCGUUGUGUUCACUUUUUAAGCAACUCUUUUCUUUCCUAGUGUUCUAGACUUAGAAAGAUGCCUUUAGAGAAAUAAAUGGUAACUUGACCUUAUAGGUUGCAAAAUUUUCUUAGUAUUGUGGCAAUGGAAUCCCAUAAAAAGUAGCACUUAUUUCUUGUUAUUUCAACCCAUUUUGGGAUUUGGAGGGGGAGUACCUCCUCUGCCAGCUGUCAGUGACUUAGGGUAAACAGGCAGGGUGGAGUGCUUCUCUUGGCUGAGACCUUCAAGUGACUCACAGUUCUGAAGCGCCAUCAGGGGACAGGUGGGCAUUCUGAAACGGUCCUGUGUGCAGCAGACGUGAGUCUUUGCCUUCUGGGAGCCUUGUAUUUGGGCAAGUAACAUAUGCUGAGCCAAAAGGAAGGCAAAUUCUUGGUUAUCUGUUGCAACCCUCAGAUCUCAGUUGUAGGCACCUAGAGGUAGAAUGAAAACCGUAAGCAGUUUUAGUGUGUGCAGACAUGUCGCUGUCAGAGUGGGCCCUGGACCUGUGGAAUUGUCUUUAUCAGUAGGCUUUUUGCUUUCUUUGUUUCAGUGAUGCCUUUUAAUUUUUGUUUGUUUGAUUUGGGGACUUUAUGUAGUUGGAACAUCAGAAGUCUCCUGGAGUUGUGCCCAGGACAUCGUGGAUUGGACUUCUUCCUGGGUACAGUACAUUGCAAUAUUGUGCAGAUUUAAAGACUGCAUAGCACUUUUUCUCUGCUCAUCACAGUCCUGGGUUGAGAAUCGAGCACUAAGUUGCAACACGGGAAGGCUCUCUGUUGCCUUUUCUCACUGGGGUGCAAUCUGGUGCUUGAGGACAGAUUGUUCUCUUGGCUUUCACCUCUGGGCAGAUUCCUGGCUGAGCUUUUUUGAAAGAAUGUUCUUUCCUAUCUGCUCUGUACUGUGUGAGUGCAGAGAACAGAUCCCCUCAGAAGGAUCAGCUUUACCAGAAACUCAGAAUUCAAAGUAGAAAUACCUUGUGGAGACCGUUGUUGUCAUUAGUCAGACUGCUUCAUUUUCUUGGUUAAUGAAGGUGGCCUUGGCCCUAUUGAGUUUUAAGGUUUUAGAAGCUGCUGAAAGGUUUUAUUAAAGAAUAUUGGGAACAUUUAUUUAUAAAUUACUUAAUUCCGAUAACAGACUUCAGCAGUUCUGGGUCACAAUAGCACUGGUUUUAUAAACUAACCAAAUGGCUUUAGUAGUUUUCGUUUGUUACCGUUGUAGAACUUUUCAGUUAAAAUUGGUCUGUGCUUAGUGUGUUAAUGAUUAGAAAGGGUAUGGUGCCCAACUUCAAAGGUGUCUUCUAGUGGAAGGUUGAAUUUAGACCCCUGCCUUGGUCUCCUUGGAGUGAGAGGCGGGUAGAGUCCUCAGACUUAGUUGCCUUGCUGGGCACUUGUUCUUUACUUUGUUUGCAGCCACAGUGGAGGCAGUGUGUCCAGUCUGAGGUGAUGAUCGUCAGCAGCUGGUCCCCCAGGGCAGUUAGUCACGGAGCUCAGUAUGGGACUGAACCUGUCUCAGCCUCUGGGGUACGACUCAGCUACACAAGGUUAGGUCCCGGUAGCCUGUGGAGGGCCAGGAGAAGGGGGUGGAGCAGCAUUUCAUAGCUGCUUUCUGGCCUUAUAGACUAUAUAUAAAGGUUUCAUGGAUUUUUUUUUAAACAUCAAAACAAGAAAAAAAUUUCAGUAGCCAAAGCUUUGAACUAGGGAGUUAGAUGUAUUAAAACAACAUAGACCGUGACUUCUAAAUAGUACAGUUGUCACCAGGAGGUAUUAGAAAGAUAGAAUGUCUAUGUAUUUACUUUUUCAGUAAUAAGAACAUACACCUUCAGGAGUAAAGUGUGUUUGAGGAAUUGUGGCAGAAAGAGGAAUCUUAAAUGUUGAUUGAACUCGUUUAUAGGUUUUUUUUUAAAAUAAGCUCUGAAGACAUCUCCAAUUCCAUUUUGAUUGUGAGGACUGUGAAAUGGGGUCUCCCUUCGGGGGCAGCUUGAACUGGGCUCAGUGAACCUUUAUACAGGUCGUGGACAGCCCGCUCUGCUUCCCUGGGGAACUCGUACAACGUGACGUAUGUGCUGGGCCGGGAGGAGGGCUGCGUGAGGAUGGGGGAGAGUCACUUGCAUGUCUUAUGGUCAUUUCAGGGGGACUUCAGUGUAGUGGGUCACACUCGUAGUGAGUCCCUGUAGUCACUGUGCAGUUUCUCGCAUUCUGAGAAGCUCUUCAGAGUCUGCCCGGGUUUUACUGGGUCAACAUGGACACCCUCAGUUUACCUCCGUGAAGUGUUCAGAUGAUGAGAGGAAACUUGAAUCCCUAGUCAGAACUGGCGAGAGUCACCCUGACUGGAGAAGAAGCUCUUUGUGGCAGAAGAGUGCAGCUUCUUGAUCGAGCGUGUCACCUCUGUGCCCUCCCCGACUCCCCUGUUGCGUAGACACGGCUCUUCAGCUCUUUACCUCAGCCUGUGUCACACCUGUAGACUCAGGGCUGAUGCAGCGUUCCUGCCAUUCCCGGUACUCAUGGUUUGCUCGUCUCCGCUCACAGGUCAGGUGGGCUGAAACUGGCCUUCAGCAGGUGUUCAGAGCUGACUUAAUAAUGGCACUUUUUCCCAAGGUGUUUUCCCUGACUGUAGCAGAUUGUGUUUUUCCACUGACAUCCUUGAAUUGAAGAUCUAGAUGCAUGUACUUAAGUUUUAAUAAAUCUGCCCCUACACGUCAGAAAAAGUAAAACUGAUCAUUUCUCACACGUGGAGAUGAUACCAAUCCUCUGUGGCCACGUGUGUGGACAGUGUGUGACUUGCUGUGCCACUGAGGCUGGACCACAGGAAGAGCUGUGCCUUGUGGGUGGCCUGACCCUCUUCUGUCCCAGGUAAACUUCGCUUUCAAAACCUCAGGCUCUUAAUGAGUUCUUCCAAGUGAUUCUUUCUAGAGUCUCUAUUUAACUCUCCUCAUUGUGACUGCUUUGCAGCCCAAGUGAAAUGUUGACUGUCUUCUCAAAGGUACGGAGGAGGGGGCGAGUGCCAGUGUGCAGCAUGGCUGCAUAAGCAUACUCGAGAUUCAGAGCUUCUGCUUGCUGUGCUGCUUGUCACAGAAGGUCCUGAUCACUGGAGGAAACCUCUGAGGUCUGGCUCUGACCCUUUGCUUGUUGGCAUCCAGCCGGUCCCUGUUGCCAGCCAUCCAUGACAAUCAUUGGCGCUCAGUCACAGAUCUUUGCCUGUGGUUCGAUUCCCUGGCAGGUCUUUCAGCUGAGACUUGGGCCACACUGGUGUGGGGCUCCUUGUGUCUUCCCAUUCUUGGGCUCGUUUUCCAUGGGGCUUCCCUCCCAGCAGCUUUCACUAGCACUGAGCCCCGAGGAAGGGGAGGAGAGCCAGGAGUCAGACUUGGCACCCGUGUUGCCCUUCCUGGUGUCCAAGUGCUGGUGUGCGUCAGACCCUAGGACGGAGGGCGAGGAGUCUGGGUGGGCCUUCUCUUUUUCCCAAUUGCACUCUUCUUGUUCUAGCUUCGGUCUGGAGAUAUUGAAGACCUCCGUGGGGUCACAAUCCAUAGACUUAGCAAGUCUGCCUUAUCUCUGGAGCUCGGGGGUGAGAAAUGUGACCUUACUCAUGUCCAUAGUUCAUUUCCCCUAGGCUUUUUCUUUUCACAGAUUGUGUUCAUCUGAACCAUUUAUUUUUUAUUUUCCAAAGUACUGUACUUGGCUAUUUGCAGUGUUUUCAAAACCAAAUGUUUCUUUUUUUGUUUUUAAUCUUCAAUACUUGGUGCAAUAGAAGCUGCAAAGAUGUGCCACUUAUCUAUGAAAUGGAGUUUUGUAUACCAGUAAAUUCUAGUU